Medioppia subpectinata is the source of this 1503-nucleotide messenger RNA. The record is from the annotation of a GenBank genome assembly. NCBI's taxonomy places the organism in Eukaryota, Metazoa, Arthropoda, Arachnida, Sarcoptiformes, Oppiidae.
AUGAAAAGUAAUGACAUCCUGGAAGUGGAGGCGUAUACUGAGCUAUUGGGAAAGGGUAAACAUACCGGGCCCGACACCGGUCCCAAUCUAUGGCAACGUAUUGGCGCUGAGUCUAAAUCCCAGACCAUAUUUGGAGCUCAAGUGUGUGCGCAGAAAUUACUCCUAACUACUUCCUCACAUCUGACCCUUGUGUUUGUACACAUAUACAGAAAGCCCAGUUUGCGUGUGGCGGAGCCGGCGCUAGUCAAACAAAUCCUGGUCCAAAAGUUUACCUUGUUCAAAAACCGUGAGGCACCUAGUUGCAGCAAAGCUACCCUGAUGUCCAAAAUGCUUAUACGGGCCCCGUAUGAGGACUGGCGCCGCAUACGAGCCAUAGCGGGGCCCGCAUUCACCGGCGGUAAACUUAAACGCUUGUACCCACUCAUUGACCGGUGCUGUCGAGAUUUGGUAGACAGACUGGACAGUCGGGUCGCCGCCAACGGGUCGCCGGUAGGGCUGCGGCCUUUGAUUAGCGAGUAUAUAAUGAGUGCUUUGGGUCAAUGCGCGUUUAGCACCAAGGUCAACACCGAUCCCACCCACUUGUUCACCACCGAACCGGAGGGUUAUCUAUCUGUGUCCCUAUUGAAAGUACUGGUGGCCAAUGUUUUACCCGCGUGUUUAGUUGAUAACCCUGUGGCCAAUAGUCUGGCCAAAUGGUGGCACUCGGACUACUUGUAUCACAGGGUAUUCACCGCCGGUCUGAUGGCUGACCGCCGGUGCGACGACGCGGACAAACGCCACGAUUUCCUACAGUUCCUAAUGAAAGGCAGUCACCGGACCGACGGUGCGGCCCAUCCGGACGUCACCGGCAUUACCGACGAAGAGAUCUUUGCCCAGUGUUUCCUGUUUUUCAUCGCCGGUUACGACCCGACGGCCAACACUGUGUCGCACGCGUUGCUAGAGUUGGCACUCAAUCCCGAUAUACAGGAACGGCUCCGGGAGGAGACAGCUAUGAAUGGUAACCGAGACAUGAAUUAUGAGAUACUUUCACGACUACCACUGCUCGACGCCGUCGUAUCGGAAACCCUACGAAAGUAUCCGCCAUUAGUUCGAGUGGAGAGGGAGGCCGUGGAGGACGUGGUGCUCACCGACGAUACCCAGGGGUUGAGUGUGAGGGUUGAGAAGGGAGUGGUAGUAGAGGUCCCGGUGUAUGCCAUACAUCACGACCCCGAUUACUAUCCCGACCCGUUUGCUUUCAAACCCGACCGAUUUUUGCCCGAAAAUCGCCAUAACAUCAAACCCUAUACAUACCUUCCCUUUGGCGACGGACCCCGUAAUUGCAUUGGUAUGCGCUUCGGUCUGCUGAUGACCAAAUUGGCCCUGGUCAAUAUUAUACAACAUUUCCAUUUAUAUCACGUAACUGAUGCCAAUGCGAGUGUUAAAUUUAAGCGCGGUAAUUUUGUGGUGCAGUCAGAAAUGAGUCAAGUCGGCUUUAAAAGGGCUGUUCAAAUGGGUGCUUACUGA